Messenger RNA from Pteronotus mesoamericanus, 3705 nucleotides. RefSeq names its product hyperpolarization activated cyclic nucleotide gated potassium channel 1 (gene HCN1). Gene Ontology annotation, molecular function: voltage-gated potassium channel activity. Gene Ontology annotation, biological process: regulation of membrane depolarization; sodium ion transmembrane transport; potassium ion transmembrane transport. The coding region runs from base 1 to 2667 and encodes 888 amino acids. The record is from RefSeq and is a predicted model, not a curated record. NCBI's taxonomy places the organism in Eukaryota, Metazoa, Chordata, Mammalia, Chiroptera, Mormoopidae. The transcript has 8 exons. Gene Ontology annotation, cellular component: HCN channel complex; dendrite; membrane.
AUGGAAGGAGGCGGCAAGCCCAACUCGUCGUCCAGCGGCCGGGACGAUGGCAACAGCGUCUUCCCCGCCAAGCCGCCCGCGACGGGCGCGGGGCCGGCCGGGGCCGAGAAGGGGUCGGGCAGCCCGCCGGGGGGCGGCGGGGCGGGCGCCAAGGAGCUGGGCAACUCCGUGUGCUUCAAGGUGGACGGCGGCGGCGAGGAGCCGGCCGGGGGCCUGGAGGACGCCGAGGGGCCCCGGCGGCAGUACGGCUUCAUGCAGAGGCAGUUCACCUCCAUGCUGCAGCCCGGCGUCAACAAAUUCUCCCUCCGCAUGUUUGGGAGCCAGAAGGCGGUGGAGAAGGAGCAGGAAAGGGUUAAAACUGCAGGCUUCUGGAUUAUCCACCCCUACAGCGAUUUCAGGUUUUAUUGGGAUUUAAUAAUGCUUAUAAUGAUGGUUGGAAAUCUGGUCAUCAUACCUGUUGGCAUCACGUUCUUCACAGAACAGACGACCACGCCGUGGAUUAUCUUCAAUGUGGCGUCAGACACAGUGUUCCUCUUGGACCUGAUCAUGAACUUCAGGACUGGGACUGUCAAUGAGGACAGUUCUGAAAUCAUCCUGGACCCUAAAGUGAUCAAGAUGAAUUAUUUAAAAAGCUGGUUCGUGGUUGACUUCAUCUCAUCCAUCCCAGUGGAUUAUAUCUUUCUCAUUGUAGAAAAAGGAAUGGACUCCGAAGUUUACAAGACGGCCAGGGCACUUCGCAUUGUGAGGUUUACAAAAAUUCUCAGUCUCUUGCGUUUAUUACGACUUUCAAGACUAAUAAGAUACAUACAUCAGUGGGAAGAGAUUUUCCACAUGACGUACGACCUGGCCAGCGCGGUGGUGCGCAUUUUCAACCUCAUCGGCAUGAUGCUGCUGCUCUGCCACUGGGACGGCUGCCUGCAGUUCCUGGUGCCGCUGCUGCAGGACUUCCCGCCCGACUGCUGGGUGUCGCUCAACGAGAUGGUGAACGACUCUUGGGGAAAGCAGUACUCGUAUGCGCUCUUCAAGGCCAUGAGUCACAUGCUGUGCAUCGGGUACGGAGCCCAGGCCCCGGUGAGCAUGUCCGACCUCUGGAUCACCAUGCUGAGCAUGAUCGUCGGGGCCACCUGCUACGCCAUGUUCGUGGGCCACGCCACGGCUCUGAUCCAGUCCCUGGAUUCCUCCCGGCGGCAGUAUCAAGAGAAGUACAAGCAAGUGGAACAAUAUAUGUCAUUCCAUAAAUUGCCAGCUGACAUGCGUCAGAAGAUUCACGAUUACUAUGAACACAGAUACCAAGGCAAAAUCUUUGAUGAGGAAAAUAUUCUCAAUGAACUCAAUGACCCUCUGAGAGAGGAGAUCGUCAACUUCAACUGCCGGAAACUGGUGGCCACUAUGCCUCUUUUUGCUAAUGCCGAUCCUAAUUUUGUGACUGCCAUGCUGAGCAAGCUGAGAUUUGAGGUGUUCCAGCCGGGAGAUUACAUCAUACGAGAAGGAGCUGUGGGUAAAAAAAUGUAUUUCAUUCAGCACGGCGUCGCUGGGGUCAUCACGAAAUCCAGCAAGGAGAUGAAGCUGACCGACGGCUCUUACUUUGGAGAGAUCUGCCUGCUGACCAAGGGACGCCGCACCGCCAGCGUCCGGGCUGAUACGUACUGUCGCCUGUAUUCCCUUUCUGUGGACAAUUUCAACGAGGUCCUGGAGGAGUACCCAAUGAUGAGAAGAGCCUUUGAGACGGUUGCCAUUGACCGACUAGAUCGGAUAGGAAAGAAAAAUUCAAUUCUUCUGCAAAAGUUCCAGAAGGAUCUUAACACUGGUGUUUUCAACAACCAGGAGAACGAGAUCCUGAAGCAGAUCGUGAAGCACGACAGGGAGAUGGUGCAGGCCGCCGCUCCCAUCAGCUACCCGCAGCUGCCGGCCCUGAACCCCGCCUCGGCGGCGGCCACGCCGACCUCGCGCGCCCGGACGCAGUCGCCGCCGGUGUACGCCGCGACCAGCCUGCCGCAUAGCAGCCUGCACUCCCCCAGCCCCAGCACGCAGACCCCGCCGCCGGCCGCCGUCCUCUCGCCCUGCUCCUACACCACGGCGGUCUGCAGCCCGCCCGUGCAGAGCCCGCUGGCCGCCCGGACUUUCCACUACGCCUCCCCGACCGCGUCCCAGGUGUCCCUCGUGCAUCAGCAGCAGCCGCCGCCGCCGCCGCCGCCGCAGCCGCCGCAGCAGCUCCCGCAGCCCCAGACCCCGCAGUCCCACCCGCAGUCCCCGCAGCCGCAGACGCCCGGCAGCUCCACGCCCAAGGCCGACGCGCACAAGAGCACGCAGGCUCUGCACAACACCAGCCUGAGCCGGGAGGUCAGGCCGCUCUCCGCCUCGCAGCCCUCGCUGCCCCACGAGCUUUCCAGCCUCAUUUCCAGACCUCAUCCCACGGUGGGCGAGUCCCUGGCCUCCAUCCCUCAGCCCGCGACGGCUGCCCACGGCGCGGGCCUGCAGGCGGCCGGCAGGGGCGCUGUGCCCCAGAGAGUCACCCUGUUCCGACAGAUGUCGUCGGGAGCCAUUCCUCCCAACCGGGGAGUCCCUCCUGCCCCCCCUCCACCAGCGGCUCCUCUGCAGAGAGAGUCCUCCUCAGUCUUACACACAGACCCAGAUGCGGAAAAGCCACGAUUUGCUUCGAAUUUAUGAUCCCUGCUGAUCGUCGAAGCGGACUCCAAUAAACUGAGCGUGAUCUCAGACCUUAUUUUAUUCUAUCUCCCGAUACAUCCCUAUAGCCAACUACGAAGAGAUAUUUUAGAGAGCUCUGGCCUACACGCAAAAUGUAAAAAUAUAUAUAUAUGUAUACAUAUACUAUUACAUAGAGAUCUAAAAUCCCAAGCGAAGUUCAAAAGACUUGUUUAGCAUUCAGUGUUAUAUGUCUUCCUUACUUUCAAUCAUUAAACGGUUUAAAAUGUUGUUGUAAGAUUAUUUAUUUUUAAUCUACCUUUACUUAAUUCCUUUGGUAUAUGUAUUUCUCUUUUUUAUGAAGAGUUCAGCGCCAACAAAACUCUGAUUUUAAAAAGGCAACUCGAGUGAGCUACUGAAUAGCACCAAUCAAACCUUCUUUCACUUGCUGUGUCUCCGCAUCCAAAUUGUUCAUCAUUAAUUAAGGAGGAUUAAACAGCAUCCCAUUUCCUAGAUCUAAAUUGUAUUUUGGUGCUUUCAAUUUUGAAUUAGGUUAAAGAAUUACAGUUAUAUUUGCUUGGCCACUGUAGGAGACUAGCGUUACCACUGUUAUGAGUAUCUCUAACCUCAAACACGUUUAUCAAUCUUUCAGAAAGCAAGGGGAUAUGUCUCUUCAUGUGUUAUUGGACUUUUACCAAGACUCAAUCAAUGUUAGUUGUAAAUAACUUUUUCAACCCCAAUAAAAAAUAGCUAUUCUGUGUUGUAUGAAGGUCAAAGUCAUCGUCUAAGAAUUUAGUUUUCUUGCUUCACUUCAAAACUUAGAGUUUUAAAUUUUACAAAACCUAAUUGUGACAAUUAUUCAAAUGUAAUGCAAUGGCUUGAAACCUACAAUGUUAUUUUAACCUGCAAUGUUUUAUGCAAAAUUGUAUGCUCGAUUCUACAAAUUGCUUGUAUUACACCAAAAACCAUUACUUUUCUUCCUUCUUGCCAUAAUCAAGCAUCUGAAAAUAGUCCCUGCAUGCUUUUUGGAAAAAAAAAAAAAAUAGGUUCAAAGCAGUCAUU